AAUUUACAAUGCAACAAAUUAUGUUGCUGCAGGUAGACUAUUGAUGGAGAGGCAACCAUCUAUAGUUUGGACUCCAUGUGCUGCUCAUUGCAUUGACCUCAUGUUGGAGGAUAUUGGAAAAAUCCCAUGGGUCAAGAGGUGUGUAGAAAGGGCAAGAAAUGUCUGCAAAUUUGUAUAUAAUCAUUCAUGGGUGUUGGCUCUUAUGAGACAAUACACAGAGCAGAAGGAGUUAGCUCGUCCAGGAAUCACAAGAUUUGCCACAAACUUCCUCACAUUGCAGUCCAUGCUUAGGUCUAAGUCUGCCUUGAGACGUAUGAUUGUUGGUGAGGAGUGGUCUUCCUCAUCCUAUGCUACCACCCCUACAGGGAAAGAUAUGGCAGACUGCAUUUUUUAUGAGCAAGGCUUUUGGGUCCCUUGUGAUGAGAUAGUGAAGUUUGUUAAGCCCUUGGUGGUUUUGUUGCGAGUUGCGGAUGGAGAUAAGCCCGCAAUGGGCUAUAUAUAUGAGGGCAUGGAUAGGGCGAAGGAGGCCAUCAAAUUCGUCUAUGGAGGAGAUGAGAGCAAGUAUGGUCCCAUUUGGGAGAUCAUUGAUAGGAGAUGGCAUCAUCAGCUUCAUAGGCCCAUCCAUGCGGCAGCCUAUUAUCUGAAUCUGGCAUUCCGUUUUAUCCCUUCUUUCAAGGCUGAUGUGGAGGUCCUUAAUGGGCUAUAUGCAAUCAUGGAGUAGAUGGGACCUGCUGGUACU
Messenger RNA from Cryptomeria japonica (Japanese cedar), 739 nucleotides. RefSeq lists its product as uncharacterized. Bases 44 to 721 code for a protein of 225 amino acids. The record is from RefSeq and is a predicted model, not a curated record. The transcript has 2 exons. Lineage: Eukaryota; Viridiplantae; Streptophyta; Pinopsida; Cupressales; Cupressaceae.